This is a messenger RNA of Sclerotinia trifoliorum, 4958 nucleotides long. NCBI's taxonomy places the organism in Eukaryota, Fungi, Ascomycota, Leotiomycetes, Helotiales, Sclerotiniaceae. The record is from the annotation of a GenBank genome assembly.
AUCAUUGACUCUAAACCUACUUUGGCAGCUAAAGUUCCAUUGCAACUUUCAUCGAAUGAUUGAUUCCAUUUCCAUUCAAGAAGAUCCAGCAGAUCAGCCUGUUUACACGGAAACCAUGUGAGUAGAUAGGUAACUGUGGAUGUAUACCCGUUUUAGCUACGAGAACGUUACACCCUUCCUCCUCCCAUAUAUAAGACGACAUCCAAACAGUAUCAAUACCGUCUAUUUCACCAUACGCUCUUUCCAUUCAUUCGAAAAUGGUAUAACACGGUAAAAAUCGAUUGUGCAGAUGAUCAAACAUUCAUUUAUGCAAUAGCAAUCCUCUAACAACACAUUGUACUCUCUCGAACCGCUAUUUCUUAUUUCCCUACCUACGAGUACAAUAUUUCCUUUUCCUAGAAACAACGUACCAACCCAACUUUCUUCCCUUUUUACAGACCAACUUCGACACUUACAGAUGCGGGUCUAAAAGAUGACCUGGCCUUCAACAAUGAAGCCGAUACUUAGAUUGUGUCGUGCCAAUAACUUUUCAGAAGCUAAGGUAUCGCCAGGUCCAUUAGGUGGCAUUCUUGGUGCGUUCCAUUCCUUAUAUCAAUUCUAGCCCGCCGUGUCGUCCAUCAAUUACCAGAUUGAGACUAAUAUGUCUUUCCAUUAGCUGCUCACGUACGAUCACUUCAUCCAACAAUUCAUACUAAGUGCAAGAGAUAUACAUCGACGACUACUUCCUCGCCUGCGUCUACAGUCCCUAAUUCUGCGUCCCUGUCUACAGCUUCAUCUAAUGCGGUAGCUCCGAAUCUAAUCACCACUCCAUAUUCAAACCUGACAAUUGGUAUUCCUCGCGAGACAUAUCCGAACGAAAAACGAGUUGCACUUACUCCACAAAAUGCACAGCUCUUGAUUAAGAAAGGCUUCUCCCGAGUUCUUGUCGAGCGAGGUGCCGGAGCAGAAGCACAAUUCACGGAUGAAGCAUACGAGACUGUAGGAGCCAAAAUAGUCAGCAGGAAGAAUGUUUGGUCGGAAAGUGAUAUUCUUUUGAAGGUCCGCCCGCCGAGUGUGGAUGGACCUAUCAAUGAAGUUGAUUCCUUGAAGAACAAUGCAACACUUAUUUCAUUUUUAUACCCGGCGGUGAAUAAAGGCGUGGUAGAGAAAUUGGCUCAUAGAGGAGUUACUUCAUUCGCGAUGGAUAUGAUUCCUAGAAUUUCGAGAGCUCAAGUUUUUGACGCAUUAAGGUACAGGUGUAAUGCCAUAUCACACUUAUGAAGAAGAAAAGCUCACACAAUUUCGUGAUUAGUUCUAUGGCUAAUAUUGCCGGUUAUAAGGCAGUCUUAGAGGCUUCCAAUCAUUUUGGACGCUACAUGACUGGUCAGGUCACUGCUGCUGGGUAUGUGAGUCCCCAUUUUGCUAGUGCUUUAAGCUAAUUAGGUGACUUUUAGAAAGGUACUUACUUUAGUGCUCGGUGUCCACUUUUAGUUUCUCACUAAUAUUUUUAGGUUCCUCCUUGUAAAGUGCUUGUCAUUGGAGCGGGUGUGGCUGGAUUGAGUGCCAUUGCAACAGUAAGUGUAUGAUAUAUAAUUUAGAUCUGAAUGCUAACAUCAUCUCUAAUUAGGCUCGACGCAUGGGAGCUAUCGUACGAGGGUUUGACACCAGAUCAGCUGCACGUGAGCAAGUCCAAUCAUUAGGUGCUGAAUUCAUCGAGGUAGAUUUCAAAGAAGAUGGUUCUGGCGCCGGUGGUUAUGGUAAAGAGAUGUCGAAAGAGUUCAUGGAUGCCGAAAAGAAAUUAUUCAUGGAACAAUGCCGUGAUAUUGAUAUUAUCAUUUGUACUGCACUGAUUCCAGGUCGCCCUGCUCCUAAAUUGAUUCAUGAAGAUGUAAGUUUUAUUGAAUCUUGGUUACUAGAGAUGAUCUGACUGGUUUUAUAGAUGGUUGCAGCAAUGAAACCUGGUUCUGUUAUUGUCGACUUGGCAGCUGAAGCGGGUGGGAAUUGUGAUGUUACUGUGGCCGGCCAAUUGAUUGAACAUAAAGGGGUCAAGGUCAUAGGUUCGUCGUAUAGUUUGAUGCGCUGUGCAGCAAAACUAAUAUCUCGACAGGAUAUACUGAUCUUCCUUCCCGACUUCCGACUCAAUCGUCUACUUUGUACUCGAACAAUAUUACCAAGUUCCUUCUUUCAAUUGCCCCCGAGGAAAAGCAUUUCGGCAUUGACAUGAGGGAUGAAGUUGUCCGUGGUUCUAUUGUGACUCACAAUGGUGAAAUUGUACCUACUGCACCACGACCAUUACCUCCAACGCCAAAAGCUGCCUCAGCUAUCAAUGCAAAUGCUUCAACCGCUAAUUCUGUAGCCUUAACUCCAUGGCAAAAACAAACACGAGAAGUCGGAGCUGUUACUGCGGGUAUGAGUCUUGCACUUCUUCUUGGUAAAGCAACAGGACCAUUAUUCAUGAACAAUGUCUUUACAUUUGCAUUGGCUGGAUUGAUCGGUUACCGAACGGUAUGGGGAGUUGCUCCUGCACUUCAUUCUCCACUCAUGAGUGUUACGAAUGCUAUAUCAGGCAUGGUUGGUGUAGGUGGUUUCUUCAUUAUGGGAGGUGGUCUCAUACCACAUACCAUUCCUCAAGCUCUCGGCGCUUUAUCUGUAACGCUUGCAUUUGUCAAUGUUUCUGGUGGAUUUCUUAUUACGAAGCGGAUGUUAGAUAUGUUUAAGCGUACGUAUUACACUCAUUUAUUUCAUAGUGCUUUGUCUAACUUCUUGCAGGACCAACUGAUCCACCUGAAUACCCAUGGUUAUAUGCUAUACCUGCUGCUGUUUUUGGUGUUGGAUAUAUAGCAGCUGCAUCUACUGGUAUGGCUGGGCUUGUUCAAGCAGGGUAUAUUGCUAGCAGUCUUUUGUGCAUUGGUAAUUUCUUCUUCUGAACUCGUAGUAAAACAAUCUCUAACUCCAGCAGCAUCACUAUCUGGCCUUGCAUCUCAAACAACAGCGCGCCAAGGAAAUAUGUUGGGUAUAUUGGGAGUUGCAGCUGGUAUACUUGCAUCGCUAGCCGCUGUAGGAUUUCCAGUGGAAGUUCUUGCACAAUUCGCAGCUGUUGCCGGUUGCGGUGCCAUCAUUGGUAGGUGUUCCAUCACGUGUAAAAAGAGGGUCAAUGAACUAACGGUUCGUUCUAGGAUUAAGGAUUGGACGACGUACGACAGCAACUGAUUUGCCUCAAACUGUGGCUGCACUUCACUCCGUGGUUGGUCUUGCGGCUGUUUUGACAAGUUUCGGGUCAGUCAUGGCAGACAUUGGAGACAUAUCACAGCUUCAUCUCGUAGCUGGUUACAUGGGUGUUCUCAUUGGUGAGCAAAAGAUUUGUCAAUAAUUUUACUCCGUUUGCUAUACUAACCUUUAUUAGGUGGCGUCACAUUUACCGGAUCCAUAGUAGCAUAUCUCAAACUGGCAGGUCGAAUGUCUUCGAAACCAAUCAAACUUCCAGGUCCAAAACAUGCACUCAAUUCCUCCCUACUUGCUCUUAAUAUGGCUAGCAUGGCUACUUUCAUCACAUUUGCACCCGGGGCACCAUUAAUUGCUGCAUGUUGCUUAGCAGGAAAUGCAGUUCUCAGUUUCAUUAAAGGUUACACGACUACCGCCGCUAUUGGUGGCGCAGAUAUGCCUGUCGUCAUUACAGUACUCAAUGCAUAUUCUGGAUUUGCAAUAGUGUCUGAAGGUUUCAUGCUUGACAUGCCUUUAUUGACAACAGUAGGUUCUUUGAUAGGAGUUAGUGGUUCGAUUCUGUCAUCCAUUAUGUGCGUCGGAAUGAAUCGUUCCAUCGCAAAUGUCCUUUUCGGAGGAAUAGCUCCCAGCGCAGAAACCGAGCAUAAAAUCGAAGGACAAAUAACCAAAACUAAUAUUGACGAAGUUGUGGAAUCACUAGAAAAUGCCGAAAACGUCAUCAUCGUCGUUGGAUAUGGUAUGGCUGUUGCAAAAGCCCAAUAUGCUAUUAGUGAUAUCACCCGAAUGCUCAAGAGCAAGGGUAUCAAUGUCCGAUUCGCCAUUCAUCCCGUCGCGGGUCGUAUGCCUGGACAAUGCAAUGUUCUACUCGCGGAAGCUAGUGUACCAUACGAUAUCGUUCUCGAAAUGGAUGAAAUUAAUGAUGAUUUCGGAGAAACCGACGUAACUCUUGUUAUUGGCGCGAACGAUACUGUUAAUCCAAUUGCUCUCGAACCCGGUUCUUCAAUUGCCGGUAUGCCUGUCUUACAUGCUUGGAAGAGUAAGCAAGUUAUUGUUAUGAAGAGAGGUAUGGCAAGUGGGUAUGCAGACGUUGUAAAUCCGAUGUUUUAUAUGCCUAAUACGAGGAUGCUAUUUGGUGAUGCCAAGGAUAGUUGUGAUGGUAAGUCGUCUCAUUUACUCCAAUAUGCUUUUGGAUUAGGAUGGAAAUAUGAGUAAUUGAUCUUAUUUUAUGGUUACUAACUUAUGAAUAGCUAUCAAAGGUGCCCUCGAAGCAAGAAACCGUAUGUAUGACGUCUAAGAGACUACAGGCAUAUCUAUUGCCACUGUGGAAAUGGUUUGAGGAUUCUUAUUGUAGGCUGCUGGGUUUAUUGGGCAGAAUUAGGCUAGAUAUAUACUCUACCCGAAGCUCUGAUGGGAGUUAUGAUUAAGGAAGGAUGGGGGGAGAAAUUUGUGAGUACAUGAUUAAGUCGGGUGGCGAGUAAGGAUUCUUGGGACAGACAUAGCUGAAAACACAAGGAAAUGAUAAAGCAGAUUCGGUAGAUGAUGGAUUCAUUUUUUUCUUUCUUUCCCCUCAAUCCCGGGUUGGUUGACUGACUAUUUAUCCCAAUCAUGAUCAUGAUGUUAUCGUUACUACCCGACUGAAGGAAGUAGGGCUGCUUGUGGAAGAUGCAUUUUGACCUCAAAUGAAACACCUGAUAAAGAUGCAAAUCAGUUAUUCUGCCGUGUUUAAAGCUUCACCUUAUUUGAUUACUUCAUUUUCC